UUCCGGAGUCUGUCAUGGCUCAAAGGAAACCAUCUGGAGGCUGCUGCUGCCCCAAAGCUCCAAUCAACGAAGACAACGCUCGUUUCUUCCUGCUGGCCGGUCUCAUUUUUAUUUACUUGCUGUGCGGGGCUGCCAUCUUCUCCGCCCUGGAACACCCUUUUGAGCUGCGUGCUCGCCGCUUGUGGAGGCAGCAGCUGGACAACUUUACCCGGCGACACGGCGUCCACCCGAGGGCCCUGCACACUCUCCUUAGGCAGUAUGAGGAGGCCAAUGGAGCGGGGAUCAGAGUGGAUGCAUUGAGGCCUCGCUGGGACUUUUCCGGAGCUUUCUACUUUGUGGGCACCGUAGUCUCUACUAUUGGCUUUGGGAUGACCACACCCGUGACCAUAGCUGGAAAAAUCUUCCUAAUCUUUUACGGCCUCAUCGGCUGCGCGGCGACCAUCCUCUUCUUCAACCUUUUCUUGGAGAGGAUCAUCACCAUGCUGGCCUACAUCAUGCGCUGGUGCCACGAACGCCGGGUGCGCUGCGGCGGAGUCGGGGUCGAGUCCAGCAGUAGGCAGGAGGCAUCUGAGGAGGAGGACAGCCUGGAAGGAUGGAAGCCCUCCGUCUAUUAUGUGAUGCUGAUCUUAGGACUUGCCUCCAUAGUGAUCGCAUGCAGUGCUUCUACUCUGUUCUGCUCCAUGGAGAACUGGAGCUACGUGGACUCUUUGUAUUUCUGCUUUGUGGCUUUCAGCACUAUCGGCUUUGGGGACCUCGUGAGCAGCCAGAGAGCGCACUAUGAGUCUCAGGAGGCUUACCGGCUCGGGAACUGCCUCUUCAUCCUAAUGGGUGUAUGUUGCAUCUACUCGCUCUUCAACGUCAUCUCCAUUAUCAUCAAACAGACUCUUAACUGGAUCCUGGAGAAGCUUGUGUGUCCCGGAGACCAGCGUCUCUGCUCCUGCUCUGCAAGCGGACGCUGGUGGGUCUGCUGCCCCUGCCUGCACAACAAAAAACGCAACCAGAGGCGUCCGCUGGCCCGCCUAAGACAAAAACGUUUGAAACGAAACGCUGUCCGGCCGCUCUCCACACACUGCCAUGCGGGAAGGCCGCGCUACGCUGAUGGCUCGGUGGAGACGGUGUGCGACAGCGAGAUGGACGGCGUUGAGGCGGCGGACGAGAUGUACGUCGGCCGCCGCAUGUCGGGGGAAAUGAUCUCUGCCAAUGAGUUCAUGGUGUCCAAUAAGGUGUCUUUGGCACUGCUACAAAAGCAACUGAGCGAAACAGCUCACCAGGGACCGAGGCAGAGCCACGGACAUCAGAAUGGAUUCUCCAGGGGGGUGGGAGCUCUGGCCAUCAUGAAUAACCGCCUACAGGAAACCAGCGUGGACAGAUAGCAGCUUUUUUUCACAUUCUUCUUAAUAUGCUCUUAGCUUGCACAAUUGCACAUGGUAACUGUACACAAUUACAACUUUAUCAAGUAAUUCAGGUAUUUAUUAGAGAUAAAGUCAAGACCAGAGGUGUCCAAAGUGUGCCCACACUUUUUGAAUUCAAAUGUGUUUUUCACCUUUUUCAUCAAAGUGUUGGCACUUGCAACGUCCUUUGGCCUCAUGGUGGUGUAACGGCGGCUGUGUACGUUAGUAAACCUUGCUGCCUGACACCAGAAGGACGGCCUGGGCUUUUAGCUUGGAGUCCAUUUAGCGGACCCGGAUUGGCGGAACGGAAGCAGAGGUUCGACCAGGUAUGUUACAGUUGUGCCGUGACCCGGAUGGGAAUGAGGUUCAGGCGGUUGAGUGUAACUGAGGCCAGCCAGUGUGGCCGUGUCAAGUGUACGUCAUUAAACAUCUCUCCCUUAAACCUGAGGAGUUUGCGAUGGAAACUGAGCUGACAGCGUGACACUAAUGGGACUAGUGGAGCUAGGCGAUAGUCCCAGGUGAAACGGAAGCAGAGGCUCGACCACGUGGGUUACAGUGGUGCCGUGACCCGGAUGGGAGUGAGUUUUAGGCGGGUGAGUAUACUGGAGGCCAGUCAGUGCGGCUCUAUUAAGUCCUAGUAAACCUUCCCCCUUGACACCUUAAGAGCUUGCACAAGACACCGUGCUGACAGUUCGGUGCCCAGCUCACUCCUCACUCGUUCAGCGAACCCCAGGUUUCUGUUCCAGACAGAACGGAAGCAUGAGUUUGACCAGGUUGUUUACAGUGGUACCAUGACCCACAUCAGACUUAGGUUUAGGGGAAUGGGCAUAACAAAGGCCAGCCAGUACAUCUGUGUCAACUGUAAACCUCACUCCUUGACACCUUAAGACCUUGCUCUGAACACGGCAUACGUUCGGCGCAUCCCAGGUGGAACGGAUGCAGUGGCUAAACCAGGUGGGUUACAGUGGCUUAAUUUGCAGUCAAAAAAGUGCAGACAGAGUCAGCAACGUUGUUUAGGAACUCGAUUCUCGAUUUAUAUGGACUACUUUUUUUACAGGCAUAUUUGGCCGUAAGAUUUGGUGAAUGUUUUUGUAGAAAACUGAAUCAUUUCCACAAGGGGUAGAAAAUAAAAGGAUGGAUGGACAAUGUAAAAAACACAAAAUGGCCCUUAAAACUGUUGCGACAUCCCCGUUUGAGACAAUUGUUCACAGUUUGGUGUGAAGAGUAAAAACCGAGAAGCAACUUAAAGAAUUUAGUAUCACAGUGAAGAUAGGUUUGAUGUCCUGAAGUGAUUGGCUCAUACAAAAGCAAUCAGAUGAAAGCAGCGGUGAAGGAGCACUUGAUGUCAGACUGCUGAUUUAAGAGUGCAUGUGCACGCCCUCGGAGCGACUCAGCUUCUUUGGAAGAGGGUAACAAGAAAACAUGAAGGCACAAACAUAAAGAAAGUGCCUGCAUUGACUAUUUGGAGGAUUUUUUACCUUGACAAAAAACAUUUUAAUUUGCGGAUUGUUUGCAAAUGGUCCAUAUUAUCUCAACACAGUUCAAAUAAUCACGCAAGAGCUUUGUGGUGCUGGCUUUUGAGUGGAGCAUCAAUCAAACAUGCACCCCUAGAACAUGUCCUUCAGUCUUUAAGUGCGGUACAACGCCAGCAAAGGACAGAUAAAUAUUCAAAAAAGCUGUAGGAGAUUUUUGUCUAUGCAAGAAAUCCCAUUUUUAAAUCAAUGCUAGUAGCCACUUCAAUAUUCUUUAUUUUGGUUGAAAAUCAGUCAAUUCGAAACAUAUACACACAAAGUUGUCCACUGAGAUAAUACAACAUUAAUGCUGAUAAAAUGAGCCUAACCUGAUAAUUAUCCUUCCAGAUGAAGACAAUAAGGCAGCAAAUAAUUGCCCAUAUACAUUUCACAUGCUGGUACAUAUUUAGAUAUAUUUCUUGAAUAAUCAGUCAAAAUAGAAAACUUAAUCGUUAUUAGAAUAUAAUUGAGCUAAUGUUACUUUUCAAUAUUACACAUCUUAUAUAAAAGCCUAUUUUUGUAUGUGAAACUUUCAUAAUUUUUCACAAAUGUAUUCAUUUUUUGCUUUUCAUUAUCCCUCUAAUAUUCCUUUGUACAUGUUCUUAACACUUGAUUGUAUUCCAAACAUUAACAAUAAAGCUUACGGAGUAAUACUAACAAAAGUAAAAACAGAAAAUAAGUACAUUAUCUGUGUAAUUUAUUUUAUUCCUUCACAUUAUAAGUUUAUUUCCUCAUGACGAGAAUAUUUGUACAUUUCCACCAGCUCAGUAAAAUAGCACUAUUAGCAUUUACUACUGAAGUUUUGCCGAACAUGGAUGAAUCAAUUAGUACUUUUUCCAUCAAACAUAAACUUUAGAUUUGCCUACAUUGUUACAAAUACUCACGCUGUUAAAUCUCUAUUGCAAAAUGUAUGACUUCACAGUUGUUGAUAUUCAGUUUUACUGGUAUUUGUUUUGUAUCUUCUGUUCAAUGAUAAUGAGGCAGAAGUUUGUUGCUGGGUCCGUGUCGCUGAGUUAGGUCUUACAAAAUGUACAAAUAUAGAAUGUAUCAGGCUUUCCUACUUUUGCAUUGAGGUUGUUAUGACAAGGUGCUGCUUUAUUAGAAUGAUGUAAACAGACGCUGUUCACCAUCUCCCUUUUUUCUCCAUUUUAAACAAUAAAUAAAACAGUUAACUUUGACAAUAAUCACAAUCCUUUCAUGGAGAUAAUCCAGGCUACGUUCUCAGAAGCCACACGUUUCCUGAUUGGACAGAA
This is a messenger RNA of Nerophis ophidion (straightnose pipefish), 4155 nucleotides long. RefSeq names its product potassium channel, subfamily K, member 12 like (gene kcnk12l). Gene Ontology annotation, molecular function: potassium ion leak channel activity. Gene Ontology annotation, cellular component: membrane. The record is from RefSeq and is a predicted model, not a curated record. The transcript is spliced from 2 exons. The coding region runs from base 15 to 1373 and encodes 452 amino acids. Gene Ontology annotation, biological process: stabilization of membrane potential; potassium ion transmembrane transport. NCBI's taxonomy places the organism in Eukaryota, Metazoa, Chordata, Actinopteri, Syngnathiformes, Syngnathidae.